UCGGCUCAUCGACUUCCCAGCCACCGACGCUGACACGCACUCACCGGUCGGCUCGGCUUAUUAUAUUCGUCCCCACCCCGCCGGUUCACGUCUGCGGCCGCCAGUGCUGGUUUAUGAUCGGCCGUUUGUUCAGUAACGUUUCUCAGUGGGUGCCGAGCUUGUUGGACCGGGUGUCGCUGAUGAUGAAGCCGCAGGUUGUGUUCGUGCUGGGCGGGCCUGGCGCCGGCAAAGGGACCCAGUGCUCCAAAAUCGCAGAGGGCUACAACUACACCCAUCUGUCAGCGGGGGACUUGCUGAGGGACGAGCGAGCUAGAGAGGGCUCAGAGUUCGGGCAGCUCAUUGACAACUACAUCAAGGAGGGCAAAAUUGUCCCCGUGCAGAUCACCAUCAACUUACUCAGAAAGGCAAUGGAAGAGACCAUGCAGAAAGACGAGAAAAAGUUCCGUUUCCUCAUAGACGGUUUCCCUCGCAAUGAGGACAACCUUCAGGGGUGGAACACCGACAUGGAUGGCAAGGCAGAUGUCAAAUUUGUGCUUUUCUUUGACUGCAGCAAUGAGGUUUGCAUCAAAAGAUGUCUAGAAAGAGGGAAGAGCAGUGGUCGCACAGACGACAACAGAGAAAGCUUGGAGAAAAGAAUCCAAACCUACUUGCAGUCUACACGACCAGUUGUUGAACAGUAUGAGAAACAUGGCAAGGUGCGCACUGUAGACGCCUCUCGUUCUGUGGAUGAGGUGUUCGCUGAUGUGAAAGCCAUCCUAGACAAAGAGGGUUGAGUUUCCCCAGCUGCCAACAACAUUCAUUUACUUUUAUAGUAGUUUUCUUUUUAUCAACUGCAAGAACACUUAUCACACGUUCAUGUCCAUCCAUAUGACUUUUUAAGUUUGUUUUUGUUGUUGUUGUUGUUGUUUUCCAUCUCUUUUGUAAAGCUGCAUCGUUUGUGAGUGUGUGUGUACAAUAUGUAUUGGUAUGAAUGAGAAGUAGAGGUGCCCAGUUCACGUUCUGGAGAACUCACCGCUGCACUGUCUUUCAUCAUAGUUUGAGGCCUUUGCAUAGGAACAAAAUGGAUCAUUAGCUUAGAUGGGGGACACUUUCUUGACACUUCUAGUAUCGGAGGUCUCUAUAAAAAUGGUAUAUAUCACUAACGUCUUCAGAGUAUCCUGUCAUUGGAAGCAGCCAUAAUGCUUCAGACCAAAUAGUUGUUUGUCUUGAUGAUGACGAACUUGACAAAACAGCCAAUAGCCUCCAAAUAAACUGCAUAAAACCUUUGUCUCAUGUUUAAUGGACAUCACUACAUGGGCAUGACCAGUCGCUUUUGUGCCACAUAGAGUUAUCAGCUAUGUUUCUGUGGUAGACGGCCCAGUCUUUGAUGAAUAUUUAAUUCUGUGCCAGAACACCUCGGUGUACUUCAUCGCAGCUGUAAGAUUGGGGAGUAGUCAACACGAAUACGCAGUAAAAAGGAACAUUUUGUUAAAGUUGUAGUGGA
This is a messenger RNA of Chelmon rostratus (copperband butterflyfish), 1483 nucleotides long. RefSeq names its product cytidylate kinase (gene cmpk1). Gene Ontology annotation, cellular component: cytoplasm; nucleus. Gene Ontology annotation, molecular function: ATP binding; UMP kinase activity. The transcript is spliced from 6 exons. Lineage: Eukaryota; Metazoa; Chordata; Actinopteri; Chaetodontiformes; Chaetodontidae. Gene Ontology annotation, biological process: CDP biosynthetic process; 'de novo' pyrimidine nucleobase biosynthetic process; UDP biosynthetic process. The coding region runs from base 114 to 773 and encodes 219 amino acids. The record is from RefSeq and is a predicted model, not a curated record.